UUGAUGUUCAACGAUUUUUAACUGAAGGCUUGGCAGAAUGUCUCCAUUUAAAAUUCAUGGAGAUUGAGUCAGCAUUCCAGCAGAAUCAACUCCAGAUGUUAACCCUUAAUGAUAAUUUCAUCAAAUUGAAGACUGUGCUAGGAGAUGAUUGAGACUUUGAGUCCAUCGAAGUAGAUUCCAUCUUUGAAUUCACUACAAGUGUUCUAGAAGAUAUUAACAACAAGAUGCUUAUCCAUAGAUCAAAAACUCAGAGAUUACAUAAAGAGAUUCUCGGUAGUGAUAAUCGUGAAGAAAUUGAUGAAAUUGCUAAUGAUGAUAUGACAGCUUCUCUAAAGAACUCAUCUCCUGAUAAGAUUGAUGAUACCAAAAAUAAUUAUGAUACAUCUGAUUUUAAGUCAAACAAUGCAACUACAGAGAACGAAGGAACUUAUGAAAUAAUAAAUACAAAUAAGUUUGAACAAGAAAUUGAAUCCAAUCAGUUCAAGUCAUUGAAAAAUAGCAAUAUUGGCUCUAAGAGUGAGAACUCUCUCACAAAACAAAAAGAUUAUAAAAGUUUACCCUCGAAAUCUGUAAAAGAACCAAAUGAACUCAAGGAAUGAGAAAAUGGAAAAGAAGUCAGAACUUCAGAAGAAGAUAUACAUUCAGCUAAAAAGGAACAAACUGAAGAGACUAAAGAAGAAAAGAAGGAGAAGCUAGCUUAUAAGACUAAAGAAGAAAGAAAUAAAAAGUUGAAAGAAUCGAGAGGGAAAAGAAAUAAAGACUCAGCAAGUUCGGAAGAAAUAUCCCAUAAAAGAAAGUCUAAUGCGAAAAUAUCUGGUGCAAAUCAUAGCUCAGUUUCAAGAUCUAGUAAUGUUCCAAGAAAAGAAGAGACUAAGAAGCAUAAAGGCAAAACCCCUAGUUUUGGAAAUUCCAAUGCUCCUUUAUUCUUGAAUAACUUUCAAGUUGAUGGAGAAGUAGAUAUUCCUCCAGAAACAAUUAUUCAUUCCGCUAGAGGAGAAGGUACACAAUUGGAUAAAAGAAAUACACCUGAAAACCCAAGUGAAGAUCUUACUGACAAGUUCAAAGCUCCUAUUUUGAGCCACAGGGAAAUGAAAUAAAUCUGGAUCGAAAAAGCCAGUCAGACCAGUGCACAGACAGAGAAAUCUUACCAAUAAGACAUCACCCCAUCAGAAGAAAUCUCCAAGAAAUACUGGAUCUUCAACUCCAAAAAGUGGAAAAUUUGUAAAGAAAAGACCAAAAGACCAUUCUGUUGGGUCUGACAUAAGCAAGACAACAAGAGAUAAAGUAAAGAAACCAAAUAGAAGACAACAAUCUGUUGCAAAUAAAAAUGCUGCUAGAAGUCCUAAUAUCAAGAAUAAAAGCAAGACUUCGAGAAUAUCUUACAAAGAAGCAACUCCAUUUGAAUACAGUAAAGAUAUUCCAAGUUCAAAGAAAGUAAACAAGAGAACACCCAGCAGGUCUUCAAGAGAGAUUAGUCCUCAUAUGAGAUUCAUGAGUCCUACACAAAGCUCAAGGCAUAAGAGAAGUAACCAGAAGAAGCUCCAAGAUAAAAAUAAGCCUAAAUAAAUAUUAUACAGUUGAAGACCUUAGCAAGGGAGUCAAAGAUACAAAGAAUGAAUUAUCAAAGAAAUUUGAACUAGAUAAAAUAGAUCAAGAAAAAGAAGUCGCAUCAUAUGUUGAAAAUGCUACGGAGGAUCCAAAUACUAUUCAGACUGUCAGGCAUCACCUUGAGGAACAAUAUGCUCCAGGGAUUGAUUUUAAAAGCAAUAAGACCCACAGUAUCAAAGGAUCUUUUAAAAGUGCACAAAAUCAAGACGACUCACAUGAAAGAUCUUUAAGAGGAAAUAUAAAUACACCAGUCUUUCAAGAUCCAGCCUCAAAAUUAUCUACAAUCGAAAAGUGUGAAAAUGUUGAUCAAAUGAAUGACAGUGAACUCAAAAGAGAACUAGACGAUAACAUGGAGCUAAAUAUUUCAGGAGCAAGCUCAUCUAAGAAAAAGACAAUACCUAAAUCGAAAAUUGAGAACAAGUCUAAAAACAAAGAGGCUAAUGUAAACCCAAAGAAAAUCAAUAGAAUCAAUAAAGAAAUUGAAAUAAAAAAAUCUAAAGAAAUUAAGGCUCAGAAAUCUCCUAUCAAAUCAAGUCGACAGAUGCUAACGCCUGAAUCACAGAAAUCUCAAGAGGAAUCUCCUUUAAAGGAAGAAAGUUCUAAAGGUCAUCAUGAAAUAGUCUCACUACUUAGUAAUCCAAAUAUUCUGUUCAACGAUGCUAGCUCCAUAAAGUAUAGCAUAGACAAUCAAAAUAUGUCGAACUUCUCCCUGCCAUCUCUUGCUGGAGAAGGUGGAAAAGCUAGAUUCGAUUCCUUAGAUGGAAUAUGCUAUGAUCUAAUCUGAGCAUUUGUUGGGGAUAAAUUCCCCACAUUCAUAUUUGUAAACAAGAAAGUAUGCACAACUUUCCUAGAUUUUCAACUUGAAAUCAAUGACGAAGUGCUAAAUGCUCUAAAUGAGAGAGUUGAGAUGUCAGCAUCCUAUUCACUACAAUCUUUAUCUAAUGCAGAGGUGACUUCUCCUAGAGAGACUAUGAAGAAGCUUAAGAAAAAGAAAGCUAUUUUCUCCUUAACAGAUACCUGCCAUGAAAAAUUCUGCGAGUCUAUUCAGACAGAUAUAACUCCUCUAAUGGAGAGUCUUUCAAAUUAUUCUUUGAAGAAAUAAGGAUAUUGUCAUCAUGAAGCUGUACUUUAGCUUCAUGGCAAAGAAAUACAGUGGUAGACAUGAUAACUUAUUCAUGAGACAAACACAUAGAUUCCUGUAUGAAAAUAAAGACGACAUUGAGGAUGCAUUAGAUCCUAUUCUUCAUUUCAAAUUUACUAAUGAUGUUAUAACCCAAGUAAAAAGCUUAUUGGGAGAGUUCUUAAACGAAAGUUUUGUUGAUUCAGAAAUUUCAGAAUUAUCUCUCUUUGAUUCAUUCACUGCUAUCAUCAUUGAAGCUCUUCAGUAUUGAGAUUUGAUCCCAGCAAUUGAUGAAAGCGAAGAAAUUAGAGAGACCAAACAGCAAAUAGAGUUAAUUCAAAAUAUGAAAAAGCAUUUGAGCAAAUUGAAAGGCAUAAUUUAGUAAUUUUAUUUCAAUUUACAAA
Messenger RNA from Moneuplotes crassus, 3132 nucleotides. The record is from the annotation of a GenBank genome assembly. Lineage: Eukaryota; Ciliophora; Spirotrichea; Euplotida; Euplotidae.